Brassica rapa (field mustard) is the source of this 5346-nucleotide messenger RNA. RefSeq names its product NAC domain-containing protein 53-like. The record is from RefSeq and is a predicted model, not a curated record. Gene Ontology annotation, biological process: regulation of DNA-templated transcription. Gene Ontology annotation, molecular function: DNA binding. Lineage: Eukaryota; Viridiplantae; Streptophyta; Magnoliopsida; Brassicales; Brassicaceae.
AUGUUAAACGUUAUCUAUUUAGAAACACCAAGAAUCUCGCGUGCAUGUUUCUGUCCCACACAUGCUGACCUCGUCAACAUCCUUCGCAAGCGAAUCGAUAAAGGGGAACGCUCUAGUCUCAUAACCGACAAUCAUAUUCUGUACAAGACAGCACCGUGGCUUUUCCAACACGUAAGACAUGUUAGCUUCAAUGAGAACGAGUGGUAUUACUACGUCACGAGGAAACAACUUCCGGCGAUGACGAGAAAACCUGACUCGUGGAGACCGUGCCGUAAGGUUGGAUGGUCAGGGACAUGGAAGACAUCUGGUUUGAAUGAGGUUAUCGACGAAAAAGGAGUUAAGGUCGGUUCUAUGCACUAUGCAAGCUUCCAGGCCAAUGUUGAAACAAAGAAAGAUGGGAUAAAGACUGGUUGGUUGAUGCAUGAGUUUCUUUUGGAUAGACCGGGUUUUCAAGAACUGGUUCUCUGUAGAAUCAAGUUUAGACCGGGUAAAGACAAUGCUCAAUUUGCUCCAAUAUUCGCACCUAUAGUGAUCGGACAGCCACAACCGCCACCGGUGGAGACACAUCAAGAUCCGGGCACGGAACACCAAGGGAUAAUGGGACAAGACUCAAACUAUCCAUUACUGAAUGAAGACAUGGGGGAAUAUGGUCAAGAUUUGGUUGACAACCAAUGCCAGUAUUUAGUACAAGAGACGAUGGAACGUCUCCAGAUUCCAAUGAUGAUGAAUCAAGCCUUGAAUGAGGAGCAAGAGUGGAAUGGGUAUUCUAGUCCAUCCUUGGCUCAACAGUAUUUUGGAAAAGACAUGGUUCCAAUGACACAACACUUGGAUGCUCAACAUCAACAUUUUGGAAGCAUGUUUGAACAUCAAGGCUUGGGUUCUUCUGCUCAGUUUUUUGGAGAAUCUUCAGGUCAGCAGCAAAACCAUAUUCUUGGAACACAAGCAACCACCUAUCACUCACUUAUGGAGGAGGAGCAGCAUCAAGAUUUUGGUUCUUCUGCUCUGUUUUUGGCUCAAAACAAUCAGUCUUUGAGACAGAACAAUGAUCUCUUAGCUCCCGGACAGCUAUCUGCUCAGCAACAGCUUUUGAGGCAAAACUCAAACUUGUCUCUUACGCAACAGCAAAACCAGAUUUUUGGAGAAGACACCUAUCUCUCUCCAAUGGAGCAGCAGCUUUCGCAAAUUCAUUAUUCACAGGUUCCAGUUAUGGUGAAUCAAGCCUUCGAGGUGCAGCAGCAUGUUCCAUGGUCGGCUCAGCCAUAUGCUCAAUUUAAUGGACAGAACAACACACUCCCAACUGUUCCUAUGACGACUCAACAACAACAGGACAAUACCGUCAGAAGUUUACCUGCUCAGCUACAACCUGAAGAACAAGACAAUGCUCCUUUGAAGAAUCAAACCAUGGAAGAACAAGCUGCAUAUCUUCCAAUGAACCAAGGCAUCAAUGAGCCACAUGGAGGCAUUGUUGGCUAUCUUUAACUGCUACUCUGACAAACUGCAAAACUCCAAAGUUUCUCUUUAACUUCCUUUUGUCUUAUUAAUGUUGUUUAAAAUAAUGCUUUCAGUUCAUGUUUUUGUUGUUUUUUGUUGUUUUUGUUGUUUUUUGUUGUUCAUGUUGUUCAAAUUCAUGUUUUCAAAAAAAGAAAAGAAAAAAUUAAUGUUUGAUUUUGUUAUUUAUGUCCCCAUUACUAAUUUCAAUUGUUACCUUUUCCAACUCUCAUCUUUUUUUUCAUUGUAACUAUCUUUGAUUUUUUCCCAUAGCUUUCCUAUAGAUUGAUUAUUACUACAAAUUGGUUCUUCAGAUAUUUCUAAAUACACACGACAUAAUAAUUCAUCUUCAUGUUGAUUGAACGAUGAGCCUUUACUCUUUUUCAUAUUUUUAGCAAAUAAAAAGAUUAUUGAAUGUGAUAUUUUAAAUUACUUGGAACCUAUUAUUUAUAGGUGAAAACGAAUGGAUAAAACUUUAAAUGAGUGGUCACAAUUCAGUUUUACAAUUUUCUUAUCUAAUAUGUUGGGUAGAUUAUACAAGAUUCUAACCCAAUAGUUGAUGCCAUGAGAAAUCUAGUGAAUGGUGUAGACUAAAUAUUAAAUAUUUUAUAUGAUAUUUGGAUAGGAUAAUAAUCCAACAAUUGGUAACAUAUAAUAUCUAGAGAAUGGUAUAGAUUAAAUAUUCAAGAUUCUUAGAUGAUAUUAGAAAAGAUUUUAAUCCAACGGUUGAUGGAAAAUGAAAUCUAGUGAAUGGUAUAGAUUAAAUAUUCCAAAAAUUCUAUCUUCUUAAAUAGUAAAUUUAUAUCUAUAAAAAUACUCGGUUUCAUUAAUUUUUAUCUCGUAAUUUACAAAUAAAAAGAAAAGAUGGUCAUUUUAUCACUUCUAAAUUCACUAAUUAAUCAUAUAUGUAAGUAUUAUGUAAAUAAUAGUAACGAAUAGUAAGGUAUUUUAAGAAAAUAUGAUUUCGUUUAUCAUUUUGAGUCGUUUGAAGUUGCAUUUGCUUGAAUUAUGUGUUUAAAGUUGAAUAUAUCUUCUUCUUUUUUUUGAGAAAGAGCUUGUUUAAAGCUGAAGUUAUGUAAUGGUUAUGGUUGAAAACAUGUUUUUAGUAACAUAAAAAAAUACCAUUAUAUACAAGCCUUUGAAUCCAAAAUAUAUAUCACAAUAGUAGGUGUAAGGCUACCAAGAGAUCCUCUUUCGUUUCAUAAUCCUUGCGAGAACAAAUACCAACCAUAAACGACGACUAAGGGCCUGACUGGUUUAACUGUUGCGGUUGCGGUCAUUUGCAGAUGCGGGUAGUUACGGUUUUAAGCAUUAUUAAGAGAUUUGGUACAUCGGUUAAAAAUUGAUGUGUUUGUGAGAUAAUUAUGACUGGUUAACUACCAAAUGAAUCAAUGGUUAAAUCAUAAAUUAAUUAUAUUUACAUUUUAUAUAACUAUAAAAAUAUUAAAAUCAUAUUAUGAUAAUAAAUAUAAAAUUGAUAUUUAUAAAAUUAUAUUAUUAAUUUAUUAAAAAAUUAUAGAAAAUAUUUUGGCUUUAUAUUUUUAUUAUACAAAUUAAAAUAUAAUAUAUAGUUUUAGUAAAUUUAUUAUGUUAUAAAAGUAAGUAUCCACAAAAUAAUAUAUAAAAACAUUUCAAAUUCAUAGAAAACUAUAAAAAAAAAUUAAAAGAAAAAAAAUACUGAUAGUUAAAACAAAAAUAUGAAAAACAUAGUUACUAAAAUUCUAAAAUUAAUUCUAGUAAAUUAAUGAUAAUGUGUUUCUUCUAGUUAUGUUUUGAACUCUCUAUAUAAUCAUGUUUUGAAAGCAAAAAAUGUGAAAUCAUUUGUUUGAUUGCAUCUGCUUGUUUCGGUAGAAAGCAGAGUAAACUGAAAAGUGUCGUACUAUAAAUAAGAUGCUGGUUUGUGGACGCACUCUAAAAUAUUAAUGGGCCUUAAAAGAAUUCACUAGGUUGAUAAAACCCAAAAAAACAAAGAAAGUAGAAUAAAGUUUUGAAGUCCAUACGCGGACAAUAACACGUCAACACAUCAUCGGUAACUAAAGAGAUCAGGAUCCCCGACUAAUUCUGCCAUAGAGGCCAACGCCGUUCACCUAGGCUUCGAUCACCAGCUCGCUUGUCAUUAGGUCACCAACUUCUUUGACUGUCAAACACUGGCAUGCGUCCAUUUCUGCAGGGGCGGAGAACCCGUUGUUAUCUUUGUUGUGCUAUCGGAGGCUCUGAGAAAGUUGUGGGGAUGACAUCAAAUUUGCAUGGCCCUUAUGGACUGAACCGAGAGCUUCCAGUAGCAUAGCUGAGACAACAACGAAUUUUCCAUCUUUACAGAGAUCGAGUGACAGAAAUCUGAGACAUGUGAAAUCAAAAGACAUUAUUUUAUUUCGAUGUGAAUAAUUUAACAUGAAUCUAAUUCCAUAAGUGGGAUUACCACCUCGUAGCAUGUUGGUCCUAGAUGUCUAGCUAGUCAACUGCUGCACCUCAACGCAUUUCAGAGAGAACCCAUAUAGCUUCGAGUGGCAUUUCAUCUUAUGGAUCCUAAGUAUAAUCAAAUAGGUGACACUCAGCGUUGCCAGCUUAUUUAAAUGGUCUCAAGAAGCUGAAUUCUGGUAGGUACAAUUACAAUGUCUUCAAAAUCUUCAUAAAAGCUGUCCCUGGAAUUUUGGUGUGACUUGAAACAAAAUAAAAAAUAGAGAUCAAUAUAUUUUAUCACAAAAUGAAAACAGAAAACAAAUUCACAGAAAUACUUUCAAAUACGAAGUGAUAACCAAUUGAUAAAACACAAGCUUUUUCACAAAAGAAAACUAAUAGUCUACAUCUUUUGAAUUGGGUUUUCAAUUUAUUUAUCAGGAUACUAAAUUGUUAUGUUAUUUAACCCUCUAAAUUAGUUUAAGUUAAUAAAUAACAAAUCCAAUGUGAAUUUUAUAUGAUUAUUAAAAAUAGUAUAUAUAAUGUAUUUAGAUUUUUUUGUUUUAGGGGAUCUAUAAAAACGAGGACUCGGCACAAUGUACGCUUUUGUUAAUGAAUGAGUGGACAAAAAUUAGAAAAGUCCUUUACAAAAUAGGCAAAAUACUCACAAAAAAGUGUAUUCAGAAUAUUUUUUCAGUGGCUAACAAAUCGUCUUUCUAAAACUAAUUCACAAUGCCCUCGUGGAGAGCACUGAUUAGUUCGCCUUCCAUAUAAAUUUCAUUGGGUCGGUCUAACCUACUAUUAAUUAUCUUAUGAACGUUCUUAGCAGAUUUUGCAACAUAUACUGCUUUUCACUAAUUGGGAUUAUAUAUAUUUAUAGUAUGCCUUCUGUUCAAUGUAUUAGGUCAAGAGAGGAUGGUGCUCAAAAAAAAAGUCAAGAGAGGAUAAAUGGUUUGUUAAGACUUUUGCUUUUAGAUGCUUUUAAAACCAUAUAUUUGGCAAAUUCACUACCACAAAUUUAAAAUUAUUAUAUGAUGCUUUCCUUUAAAUGUAGCAUGAAGGUUCGAUAAAACGACCUGAUAAUACAAAGAUUUCAAAAGAAAUGAAACAAAAGAAAAAUGAAAUUAAAAAAAAAUGAAAUUACAAACUAAAAAUGUCCACAAUCAAUUCGUUUAAUUUUUAUUUAAUCUGUAAAAUAUUGAAUUAAAUGUAAUGGUCUAAUGGUAGUGUAAAAGGUUGAUUUUUCUGGUUUGGGUUAAAACUUCUUUGGAAGAUUACUUUCUAAAUCUGAAUAUGUAAAAUUUGAUUAUAUAUAUAUAUAUAUAUAUAAAUUAUAAACCAAAUAUUCGAGUUUUCAGUAACAUAAAAUUAGAAUAAUACAUUUAUUAAUUUUUAUAAUUUUGUAAUCAUUAAAAAUAUGCAACACUCCAAAAGUGAAUUUUCAAAAAGAGAAAAAAAAAA